GAAGGAUAUGAUAAAGAUUCAGAUUUCACUGACAAUUACAUUUUCUUCAUUUCGCAGAGAUUAUUUGUUUGGUUUAACUUUCAGCUUAUCAGGCAUGCCACAGCAGACUGUAGUGAGUUAGACGAAGUGGAACAUCAUCCCGAGGAUUUCGACCAAUUCGUGGCAAUCCUUAAUUUUCUUUCGGAAUCGGUCAUCCACUCUCCCGAUGCGUUAAUGCAGGAUAUUUCUUUCGAAAUAUUUGUAAAUAUUUGUUAUCACCUGCCACCUCAAGAUUUAUUGAUGUUGGCAUGUGUAUGCAAAAACUUCAAUAACAUGCUCAAUGGAAAUUUAUUUCCAAUCUGUUCUGAAAUUUGGAAAACAUCCCGUGAACGAUUCACCGUAUUCAAAGAUAUGGAUCCUCCACGUGGAAUGUCUCAGAAACAAUUUGUCCGUUUGCUCAAUUUCGAGCGAGGAUGCGAAUUUUGCAAGAAUAAGUCGAACAUACAAAUUUAUUGGUCGGCUAAUGUGAGGUCAUGUAAAUCAUGCGUGCUUGAAAAGUCCAAAACUCACCAGGAAUUAGUGACCGAAUGUCAGAUCGAUCAAAGGGUCAUAAAUACAAUCCCUCACCUUAUACCUUGUCCAGAUGAUAAUGGCAGAACUCAUUAUUACUGGUUUCCCUGUGUCCUUGCUGCUCAGUCCGAACUCGGCAAGAACUCGGAGAUGGCGAAAGACUACAAGAAACCAGAGCUUAAAAGAUUAACCGAUGAAAACAUCAAGCGUUAUCGUUGGAUAACCCAAUGUUGGUCGGAACAAGUGGAAGAACAAAAAUCGAUUGUUAAGGAGUUUAUUCGGAACAUGGGUCUCAAUGAUUUCAAAGAUCCUAUUAUCGAACAAAUGUUUGAGGACGUCAACGCAAACCCAUUCAUUAAACCGGAUUUCGAUGCAUAUGCCGAAGCACUAAGAAAUUUAAAACCAGUAAAUUCAUCGAAAUCCUCGAAGAUUACUGUCAAGAGGGAAAAGAGGGACGAUGAGGUUAAUGCGAAAACUUUGACACCUACUCCACCGAAAGGAUCCAAAAAAAGAUCAUCUCAAGAGAAGAGGGCAAGAUCACGGAAUUAUGGCUUACCGUCAGAAAAUUCUACUGCAUCCAAUUCAUCUACAUCAGACGUUUAUAUAAAAACUGAGGAAGAACCUAUCGAUUGGCAUAACAACACAUUUUUACCAAAAGAAAGUCGUUCUAUUCAUAAACAUCAAAAUGAAAUUAAUUUAAAAAAACGAAAUCAAUUGAUAUUUAUUUACAGUAUUCACUAA
Acaulospora morrowiae is the source of this 1290-nucleotide messenger RNA. The record is from the annotation of a GenBank genome assembly. NCBI's taxonomy places the organism in Eukaryota, Fungi, Glomeromycota, Glomeromycetes, Diversisporales, Acaulosporaceae.